UGAUUGUCUUAAUUGUUCCACGCUGUUAUUUCCUUAUUGGGUUCUGCAAUCUAAUUCUGCUGAUGCAUCAAUGGUAUCUAUCCUCGACUCCCUAAAUCUCUCACACUCGUAUAAAACACACAUGCACGAUCAAAACCCCUUCUCACAUUUGGAUUCAGCUUGAAGGCAAGAAGAAGAUGGUGAUAAGCAAGGAAAAAAAUGCUGCUGAAGACUGGUGCUUCGUCUGCAAAGAUGGUGGUGAUCUUAUCAUAUGUGAUUUCCAGGGAUGUGUAAAAUCUUAUCACCCUUUAUGCGUGGAGAAGGAUGAUUCGUAUUUUGAAAGCGAAACCCACUGGACUUGUGCUUGGCAUACUUGCCUCAUUUGCGAUAGGAGUUCCAACCUUCACUGUUAUACCUGCACAAGUGCUGUUUGCAGUCGCACUCGCUGCCUUCGCCGUGCAGAAAUUUUCCCAGUUAAAGGGAAGUAUGGAUUUUGCCAGCCCUGCUUAAAACUUGCUUUACUUAUUGAAGAAGGAAAGGAUCGUGACUCUGACGGGGAGAUGGUGGACUUUGAAGAUAUAGAGACGUUUGAGGGUUUAUUUAGUGAAUAUUAUAAAAUAAUCAAGAAAGAAGAAGGCUUUGAGCCUCAGAAUCUUUAUGCUGCAAAAGAUGGGGUGAAAACUACAAAAAUACCCAAAUAUAGCUCAGAAAAUAAUUGUGAAGAGCAUGAAAUAUCUGAUUAUGAUGGUGCAGAGCAUGUAAAAAGAUACAGAUCUGGGAGAAAGAAGUUUGGGAUGCAGACACCGAUGAAAUUAAGUAAAAAUGAUUUUGUUGGCUGGGGCUCAAGAGCCCUUAUUGACUUUCUCAGUUCAAUUGGUAAAAGCACCGAUGAACAAUUGUCCCGGAGUGAUGUGACUUCAAUUGUGAAUGAGUACGUAAAAGAAAGUAACUUAAUUCAUCCAGUGAAAAGGAAGAUGAUAUUGUGUGAUGCUCGUCUAGAGUCUCUUUUCAGAAAGAAAACAAUAGUUAAGAAUAAAGUGCAUGAGCUGCUGUGGGACCAUUUUGCUGAGAACCGUGAUAAAUCAGAAGAAGAUGAGAUGGGAUAUGAUUUAGAGGAUGAUAAUGCAGGCAUUACGGAUGUAUGUAAGAAACAAAGAAAGUUGAACUCAGAGAACAAAUCGCCCGAAAAAGAGCUAGCUGAUGAUGUGCCACUGAGUUGUUUUGCAUCCAUUGUCGUCGAAAAUGUGAAACUUGUUUACUUGAGGAGGACCUUGCUACUUGAACUGCUGAAGCAGCCUACAUUGUUUGAAGAAAAGGUUGUCGGAUGCUUCAUUCGUGUUAAGUCUGAUCCUUAUCAUAAACAUUCAAGGAAUUCUUGUCAACUAAUGCAAGUUAGAGGUUAG
Messenger RNA from Salvia hispanica, 1382 nucleotides. The record is from RefSeq and is a predicted model, not a curated record. Lineage: Eukaryota; Viridiplantae; Streptophyta; Magnoliopsida; Lamiales; Lamiaceae.